Messenger RNA from Drosophila biarmipes, 1027 nucleotides. RefSeq names its product trypsin alpha-3. Lineage: Eukaryota; Metazoa; Arthropoda; Insecta; Diptera; Drosophilidae. The coding region runs from base 139 to 921 and encodes 260 amino acids. The record is from RefSeq and is a predicted model, not a curated record. The transcript has a single exon. Gene Ontology annotation, biological process: proteolysis. Gene Ontology annotation, molecular function: serine-type endopeptidase activity.
AUCUUUAAUUCCGAGUUCGAUUUCCCGGCAAAGAUGCUUGAUUGAACAAUUGUGCAAAUGUUGAAGUCUUGUUCCGCCCGGAUUUACUUGAUAUAAAAUCGGGUUGCAGCUUUGUUUCAGUCUAGUUGGAUAGCCACAAUGAUCGCCCGGAGUCUGCCCUCGCUGCUGCUGCUUCUGAUCCCCAUUCUGGGAGUCCCCUCAGCUUCCGCCUCCUUUUACGACAGCGAGGAGAUCCAGCCCCGCAUCAUUGGUGGUCGGGUGUCCAGCAUCAAGCAGGAGAAGUAUCUCGUCCAGGUCACCACAAACACGGAGCUAUGCGGAGGAUCUCUGAUCAAGCCCCGUUGGGUGAUCACUGCGGCGCACUGCGUUUACCAGCAGGAAGUGGAUCAGUUCAAGGUCUAUGGCGGUGCCUCCGACCAGGGUGGUCCAUAUGCCACCGUCCGUACAGUGGACUACGUGGCCAUUCGUCCGGAUUUCAAUCGCAAAACUCUCAACAUGGAUGUGGCUGCCCUACGCUUGACUUCGGACAUGACUGGGUCCAAUAUAGAGACCAUCGCUCUGGCCUCCCAACCCGUUCCACCUCGCGUCCUGGUCAAAGUCUCUGGUUGGGGUUUACUAACUGCCGACGCCGCCGAAACGGCAAAGCGGGUGCACAGCGUCAUGGUGCCCGUGUGGUCGCGAUCCUCGUGUGUGGCUGCGUUUAAGGGAAUCCACCGGAUCACCCGCUCCAUGAUGUGUGCCGCCAAGCUGUACCAGAAGGAUUCCUGCGAUGGCGACUCGGGAGGACCUUUGGUGCACCGUGGCCAGCUGGCGGGGAUCGUAUCCUUUGGCUACGGAUGUGCCUCCUCUCUGCCUGGGGUCUACACCAGUGUGCCUGUGAUCCGGGAGUGGUUUCUGCGCGUGGUGGAACAGCAUUCCUGAGCGUAAUCUUAAGCCCUAGCUGUUAAGGUCAAUAAAUAGUUCAAGUUUAUCUAAAGGCAAUUAACUGGGGAAUGCAGGAAGGUACAAUCGAAAACAUAUAAACUUG